Molecule: messenger RNA, 1851 nt
Organism: Amaranthus tricolor (Joseph's coat)
Lineage: Eukaryota; Viridiplantae; Streptophyta; Magnoliopsida; Caryophyllales; Amaranthaceae
Product: actin-related protein 6
Exons: 7
Coding region: 118-1422 (434 amino acids)
Cellular component (GO): Swr1 complex
Molecular function (GO): nucleosome binding
Source: RefSeq, a predicted model, not a curated record
CUCAUAGUCUCAACCUUAAUUAUUCAUCUACAAACAAAUGUCUCUCCAACGCGGGAAACUCCAAUAGCAAAACCACUCAAUCAACAAUAAAACCCUCUCAAAAUCCCAUCAGCAACCAUGUCCUCCAGCGUCAUAGUCCUCGACAAUGGCGGAUCCACCAUUAAAAUCGGCGUUGGAGGUGACCGUAAUCCUACUCUCAUUACCCCAAAUUCCACCGCAAAACCCCCCUUUUCUUCUUCUUCCUCGAAAAAACUCUUAACCUCAAACGAAAUCCUCUCUUUUGAUCCAACUUCACUUUCCCUUCGUCGCCCCAUUGACCGUGGUUAUCUCCUUAACCCAGAUCUUCAACGUGAUAUCUGGGCCCAUCUUUUCCGUACUUUACCACUUCCAUCACCCAAUAAUUCAUCCCUUCUACUUACAAAUCCACUUUUUUCUCUUUCUCAUUCACCCAUUUUUGAGCUUGUUUUUGAAGAUUUUAAUUUUAGGUCUCUUUAUAUUUCUGAUUCUCCAUCUUUAGUUCAUCUUUAUGAAGCUAGUAGAAACCCUAACGGUGUCGUUUCCAGGACACAAUGUAGUCUUGUUGUUGAUUGUGGAUUUUCUUUUACUCAUGUUGCUCCGGUUUUUCAGAAUUUUAGUAUUAAUUAUGGGGUUAAAAGACUUGAUUUGGGUGGGAAGGCUUUGACGAAUUAUUUGAAGGAAUUGGUUUCUUAUAGGUCUAUUAAUGUUAUGGAUGAAUAUUUGAUUUUGGAUCAUGUUAAAGAACAACUUUGCUUUGUUUCUCUUGAUGUUCCUCGUGAUUUGCAGAUUGCAAGGAAGUCUGGCAGAGAUAACCUUUUCAAAUGCACAUAUGUCCUUCCGGAUGGUAUCACUCAUACAAAGGGGUUUGUAAAAGACAUUAAUGAAGCACAGAGGUACCGUACUCUAUAUGACGAAACACCAAACGUUACAACCAAUGAGGAGAAGGUUAAAAAUCCUUCAGAAGAUGCAGAAGAUUUAGAUGACAGAAAAAAAGUCGAUUUAACCAAAAAUGAGUUUAACUUGACCAAUGAGCGAUUCCUUGUGCCGGAGAUGAUUUUUCGCCCUGCUGAUUUAGGAAUGAAUCAAGCUGGUUUAGCCGAGUGCAUUGUCCGUUCCGUUAACUCUUGUCAUCCUCUUCUUCAUCCAGUCUUAUAUGAAAGCAUCAUUUUGACUGGCGGAAGCACUCUAUUUCCUCAUUUUGCUGAGAGAUUGGAAAUGGAGCUCCGACCAUUGGUCCCUGAUGAUUACCAAGUGAAGAUAACCACUCAGGAAGAUCCCAUAUUAGGUGUCUGGCGAGGUGGCUCACUUCUGGCUUCUAGUCCUGAUUUUGAGUCAAUGUGUGCUACAAAAGCCGACUAUGAGGAGGAAGGAUCAGCCCGUUGUAGUAGACGAUUCUUUCAGUGAAUUGAUAUGGGUUUGUUACUGCAACUAUCAAAUGCAAUGAGCUUCUGUGCAGAAAAUAGGCUAGAAGAUACUUUAACCUUCCCAGCUCUCCAACUGUACUUGCGUUCAGGGGAUAUCUUUACAGCAUGCUGAUGACUCUGCUAACGAAUGUGGGCUGACACUCAAUUUGGUAUUUUGAAGUGCCAUCUUAGGAGUCUAGUGUUGUAUCAUUCUAUGAGGUGCAUUAUUUGUUAUUUUAAUGUAUUAUAUGAUGUAAAAUUUUACCAGCAACAUUUCUUUAGUCUAGUUUUACUACAUGAAUUCAACCUAGACAAAGUUUAGGGGUUAAAUACUUGAAUACUUCAUAUCAUAUGUAAUCAUAUCUUUGUAAUAAGACCACAUGAAUUCCAUCUUAGGAGAACUGUAACGUCAGCUGAGUUUGGUUUCCUA